Messenger RNA from Phalacrocorax carbo (great cormorant), 2424 nucleotides. NCBI's taxonomy places the organism in Eukaryota, Metazoa, Chordata, Aves, Suliformes, Phalacrocoracidae. The record is from RefSeq and is a predicted model, not a curated record.
CGACCUGGCUUCCCGCCCGGAGAGGCGGAGGGGCCAGCACAGCCUCCCGCGCUAAAGCCUCCGCACCCCUGCGCCUCCGGGGCGCGCUGGGACAGCGGCGGGGCCCCACGGGGAAGCCGCCCCUUCUGCCCCCCGCAACCCCGCCCGGCCGCGGGGGGGCGCCGCGCUCCCGCACCUUCCACACCCCACACCUGCAGCCAUGAGGCUGCCGCGCGCGGCGGCCCGCCUGCUGCCGCCGCACCCACUCGGUGGCGGGGCCGGCCCCCCGCCGCGGCGAGCGGCCGCCCGGGCCUCCGGGCAGCUGGAAAACAAAACAAAAGGGAAACUUCAGAAGCAGGUUUGUCAAGUCGUUCUGGAUCAUUUUGAGAAGCAGUACACAAUGGAACUGGGAGAUACAUGGGCCAGUGUCAGAGAUGUACUCACACACCCAUUGUGCUGGCAGUAUGCCGUCCUGCUUAACAAGUUCAGCCAGUCUACUGAACUGGAGAGCACCUUGCGUGUGAAGGGAUAUCAUCCUGCCCUUCAAGGACCUUUGCCCUAUCUUCCUGCAUCAUUGAAAUGUUACAUCAGGAGAACUCCCGGGAGAUUCCCUGCGCAAAAGCACCAGGCUGGUAAACUGAAAGAGUAUUAUCUGCUGAAUGCUGCUUCGCUGUUGCCAGUGCUGGCGUUAGAAGUGAAAGAUGGGGAAGACGUUUUGGAUGUCUGUGCUGCACCAGGGGGUAAAUCGGUAGCUAUACUGCAGUGUGCCUGUCCAGGUCAGUUUCACUGUAAUGAAUAUGAUGAUUUGAGGUCAAGAUGGUUGAAACAGACGAUAGAAUCCUUCAUCCCGGAUCCUUUGAUUAACUUAAUAAUGGUCUCUAAACUGGAUGGUAGACAGAUUGGAGAUCUUAAGCCUGAAUUAUAUGACAAGGUACUGGUUGAUGCUCCUUGUUCAAAUGACAGAAAUUGGCUAUUCUCUUCUGAUAUUCAGCAAGCUACACUUAGGCUAAUACAAAGCAAGGAGUUAUCGUCUCUACAAUUCCAGCUGCUAAGGUCUGCUAUCAAAGCAUUGCGUCCUGGUGGAUCGUUGGUCUAUUCUACGUGCACUCUCUCAAAGGCAGAAAACAGCGAUGUAAUAAAUCUCAUUCUAAACUCCUGCAGUAACGUUAUGCCCGUAGGCAUAAGUGAAAUGGCCAAAGCUGUUUCUCAGGAAUUCACUUUUCUCCAUGGUAUGCAACAGCAUGAACUUCUGGUUCUCCCAGAGAAAGGGAGAGCAUGGGGUCCAAUGUACAUAGCUAAAUUAAAGAAGGUGUAGUCCAUCUGAUGCCUGUUAGUUUUUAUUUUUUUAUAGGGGAUAUGUGAUAUAUUAGAAAUAUUAAUUUAGUAUGUGUAUAUGAACGUGUCCAAGGCAACUGAAUUUAGCCUGUUGCAGGUUUGUAUCAGCUGCUGCCUAAUAAACAGGAAGCUAGACACGUAACUUAGUUUAGCUUGAAAUACGGAAUGUGUCUUCUAAUGUGGAUUUGUGGGUCUCUGUGAAGCCCUUGUGAAGUCAAGGGAGCUUUGUGCUAUUUUCAAGGUGAUGCUCUUAAAUGGAUUUACAUCCUAGAACAGAGGCCUGUGUGGUGGGUUUCUGCCAGUGCUGUUUUUUUUUUUGUUUUGUUUUGGUUAGUUUUUUCUUAAUUACUAAUUUGGUUUUAAUACAGUAUAUUUUAAAGUAAAUGGUCUGAAUAGUGCCUGCUUCUGAAGUAAUGAAAAUCUCAAACACAUCUAGAAAUCUGUUUUCCUGUAAGAACUGAUUUGUAUGCAGAGUCUGUCAUCUUAAGCGCUCGCUAUUCCAAGCACUGGCAAAACAGGUUUCAUAUUUGUGAAGAAUAUUACGUUAAUUCAUUAUGUCGUAUCUGGGUGUGUAAGGAAGGAGGGUCCCAGUGAGAACAGGUACUGAUGUUCUUUUUAGGUUCCCUCAAUUCUGCUACACAAUGCUAUGGAUAAAUGUGUAGACAUACAUGCACAUGUUCCCGUAUAUGCACAUGCAAACUGUGUCUUCCUGUGUAAUGGUGUAUAUAAUAGGUUGAAUGCUUGACUCUCCGAGCAAAGAGUCGUCUUUUCCCUGAUUGAAGCUUGUAAUAACUGUUUUUAAGGAAUGGUGUUUUAAAGAACAGAGAUAUUUUUUUUCUGAUAGAUGAGUUGCUUCUGUGGAAAUGUGUGUAAUGUGUGUAUGUGACACUGUGUACAUGUAUAUAUUUCAUAUGUUUUGCAUGUACAUCUCUGUAUAUAUGUAAUUAAGUUUUUUGCAAUCGCAAACAUGACUUGUUAAUGCAGAUUUGAUUGUGGUUUUUUUUUCCCCCCUGAAUACAAAAGAACAUCAACUUGUAAAUACUGUAAAAACUACCAAAUGGAUGAUGCUGCACCUCAUUAACAAAGGCAGGAGUAAAGAAGAUUGCCUGA